Salarias fasciatus (jewelled blenny) is the source of this 738-nucleotide messenger RNA. RefSeq names its product cannabinoid receptor interacting protein 1b (gene cnrip1b). The transcript has 5 exons. NCBI's taxonomy places the organism in Eukaryota, Metazoa, Chordata, Actinopteri, Blenniiformes, Blenniidae. The coding region runs from base 205 to 693 and encodes 162 amino acids. Gene Ontology annotation, biological process: negative regulation of signaling receptor activity. Gene Ontology annotation, cellular component: plasma membrane. The record is from RefSeq and is a predicted model, not a curated record. Gene Ontology annotation, molecular function: type 1 cannabinoid receptor binding.
AGAAAGCGCAUUGGCCGGGAUUAAGGCGCAUGCUGCAGGUUGGACGGGAUUACGGAGCGCGGCGCAAUUUCCUGUGUCGCGCGUCAGUCUCUGGACUUCUCCGCACGGCUUUUCUCCGUCUGCCCGGAUUCCUCAACACCUGAGAGACAUCCACUGCUCCCUGCAAUCCCACGGAUCCUGGAAAUAUCUUAGCUAUAUGGCAACAUGGCCGACGUUCCGCAGAUUGUCAAAAUUGGGAUUUCAUUGAAGAUGCUUCCAAACAACACGGCGGUUUACUUCAAAUCCGACGGCGCGCGGUUUGGACAGACCCGGACCAUCAAGCUGCUGACUGGGUCCAAAUACAAAAUCGAGGUGGUGGUGAAACCAGGAGCGGUCCAGGCCACGUCGAUGAGUGUGGGCGGCGUGACCUUCCCUCUGGAGCAGCAGUCCAAAGACCCGCAGUCUGUGGUCUACAGCGGCCAGUAUGACACAGAGGGGGUGGCGCAUACCAAGAGCGGAGAGAGGCAACCUGUUCAAAUCAACAUACAGUUCACAGAGGCGGGGAUGUUUGAAACAGUGUGGCAGGUGAAAUACUACAACUACAACAAGAGGGACCACUGCCAGUGGGGGAACAGCUUCAACAGCAUCGAGUACGAGUGCAAACCCAACGACACGCGCACGCUCAUGUGGGUCAACAAGGAGAUGUUUGUCUGACCGCCUCUAACAGCCUACAAAGAGAUGCUGUGUACAUUUUCAAAC